CUUAGUAAUUCAUUCAAUAGUAUUUUCUAGUUAGAAUUAGAAGUGUUUAAAGUGUAUUCAUUGCAUGUAAAAUAUAUCGGCAUGCGAUGACGUCACAUCCGGUUUCGCCGCGUCUUGUGGGAAAACACCGGUUUGAAAUUAGCGCGAGGGUGGGGGCUUUCCACGAGGCUCACCUGAGCACAAGCAGUUUUGCAGGCAUGAGAAAUCACAGUGAGAGCAACGCUGUAAGUUAAUAGAUAAUCGAUAUAUUGAACUAAGAUGUUAAUGCUGAUCCUGUUACAGGUAACGACGUUUUCACCAUAUGUUAAUGUGAAGAGUGAACAGUAAAUGGUUAAUCUUACUGCGAUCUGGUUCUUAUUAACUGUGGUUUAUCCGGACGUUAAAUUCGGCGUUUCGUUACACCCGAAGGAGAACGUGACAGUGAAAAAGCGGCAUUAUCAGGUGUUUCAAGUGCUGCAAUGUCAGCUCAAUCCAGCAUCAAGUCGACGCCGCCCAGCGACAAGGGCAGUAAACCGACAUCAAGUAAGUCCGCACAGGCAAGAGCCAAGGCAGAAGCCGCCAAGGUGCGACUGCAUUACGCCAGACAAGAGGCAGUUUUGAAAAUGAAACUGGCCACCAAAGAAGCCGAAAGGGCCACCAGACAAAGAGAAGAGGCUGCCAGAGAAGCCGAAAUCCAGAAAGAAAGGGCCGCCAAAGAAGCCGAAAUCCAGAAAGAAAGGGCUGCCAGAGAAGCCGAAAUCCAGAAAGAAGAGGCUGCCAGACAAAGAGAAGAGGCUGCCAGACAAAGAGAACAGGCCGCCAGAGAAGCCGAAACCCAGUUGGAAAUGACAAAAAUAUCGACAGAGUUGCAUGUGCUGCAGCUAGAAGGAGAAAGAGAAGCUGCCAGGGUGGAAGCAAAGUACAUAGAACAAGCUGAAGGGUCGCGUGAUCUGACCGAAGUAAGAUCUACUUUAGAAAGGACCAGACUGGAACGCACAAGCGACUAUGUACAAUCUCAAAUAGACAGGCAGGCUCGUCUCCCCUCUCCAUACGUAUUCGAUAACUUCCCCAGCUACGAGGAACCUCAGAGAGUCACGAUUGCAUCACAUCCAUACGAGGAAGGAAAUUUACCCUCACGGCUCCGUGAUGAAGUCAAGAAUGAAAGAACCGACAACGCUCCUUCACCCCCACAACAGGACGGCGGGGAGGGAGAGGUUCACUCCAGGACAACAAUUGUCAGCUCGAACUGUACAGAAGUUUGCGGUCAAACUCAGUCAAGCCGUUCUUGUUCCGAGAUCUGCCUCACUGAGGUGUACCCUAAAGAAGCACAACAAGACAUUACCAAGCGUAAAGUAACCGACGAGACGCUAGGUCAGUCAGUUUUCGUUCAAACCGAGGACGGAAACAAACUUGCACAAUCAGCUCAAGAUACCAUUUCUUUAAAACCCAAAGACACCAAGGUCUUCAGAGAUGAAGCAAAUAAUGGGGUUGCCCCAUUGCCAAUCAGAGAACCACGCCAGCGCUCACCAGAUAACAAAGAGCAGGCAGUCAAACGGUUCACGUCCUUACGGAAAACCUGGAAAAGGAAACCUGAGAUACAGCAACGCACCCGAUUGGCCCACGAGGUACUGUGCACCCUAAUGGCAGAGGUCACAGCCAUUAUAAACGCACAAUCAUUCCUACCUGUGUCUUCUGACCCAGAAAACCCCUUUAUACUUUCGCCAUCAACGCUCCUUACGCAGAAGGCAGGAGCACCUCCUCCACCAGGAGACUUCUCAGACAAGGAUUUGUACACAAAGCAAUGGAGACAAGUCCAGGCUCUGGCAAAUCAGUUCUGGCCUCGCUGGAGACAAAAAUAUCUACCUUUGUUGCAACAGAGACAAAAGUGGACAGAACCCCGAAGGAAUCUUCAAGUUGAAGACUUAGUCCUGCUCAGGGACAAGCAAGUCGCUCGCAACAGCUGGCCAACGGCCAGAAUCACUGCUACAUUCCCUAGCGGGGAUGGACAUGUCAGGAAGAUCGAAUUGAAGACUACCGACCAAGGCGAUGUGAAAAUUUACCAAGGGCCAGUUACAGAAGUUAUUCUACUUCUACCCAAUGACUGAUUAAGAGACUAAGUUUUGUACUCUGCUCAUUGUGACCUUACGAAGGUCAAGCGGGGAGUGUGCUGUCUUUACGACAGUUAUUUAGUUUAUAAUAUUUUCGCUUAGUAAUUCAUUCAAUAGUAUUUUCUAGUUAGAAUUAGAAGUGUUUAAAGUGUAUUCAUUGCAUGUAAAAUAUAUCGGCAUGCGAUGACGUCACAUCCGGUUUCGCCGCGUCUUGUGGGAAAACACCGGUUUGAAAUUAGCGCGAGGGUGGGGGCUUUCCACGAGGCUCACCUGAGCACAAGCAGUUUUGCAGGCAUGAGAAAUCACAGUGAGAGCAACGCUGUAAGUUAAUAGAUAAUCGAUAUAUUGAACUAAGAUGUUAAUGCUGAUCCUGUUACAGGUAACGACGGUAGAUAAUGUUUAUGCUUUUGUUAGUUAAAGAGUCGCGGAUAGUUUGCAUGGAAGUGUAUUUAAAGUAGUCAAUGGAGCAGGUAAACUCUCCCUGUAUACUGCACCUUAGUGUAAUGUAGUUAUAGUCACCUUUGCAAGUAUUUACACUUGAAAUGUGAUAUUAAGGAAGGAACAAAUACUGUAUCAAUCUUGUAUUGUUUUAUCAACAGUUUUCACCAUAUGUUAAUGUGAAGAGUGAACAGUAAAUGGUUAAUCUUACUGCGAUCUGGUUCUUAUUAACUGUGGUUUAUCCGGACGUUAAA
This is a messenger RNA of Hypanus sabinus (Atlantic stingray), 2779 nucleotides long. RefSeq names its product plectin-like. The transcript is spliced from 2 exons. NCBI's taxonomy places the organism in Eukaryota, Metazoa, Chordata, Chondrichthyes, Myliobatiformes, Dasyatidae. The record is from RefSeq and is a predicted model, not a curated record. The coding region runs from base 459 to 2084 and encodes 541 amino acids.